This is a messenger RNA of Kickxella alabastrina, 696 nucleotides long. RefSeq names its product putative SOD2-superoxide dismutase precursor, mitochondrial. Gene Ontology annotation, cellular component: mitochondrion. The transcript has a single exon. Lineage: Eukaryota; Fungi; Kickxellomycota; Kickxellomycetes; Kickxellales; Kickxellaceae. The annotation marks the transcript as partial. Gene Ontology annotation, biological process: superoxide metabolic process. Gene Ontology annotation, molecular function: superoxide dismutase activity; metal ion binding. The record is from RefSeq and is a predicted model, not a curated record.
GCUAUGCUCAUUGCCACCAGAACUCUUACCACUGUGGCCAAGCAGGUCGCUCGCAGCAGCAGCGUGCUGGGUAGCAUCCGUACCAAGCAUACUGUCCCUGAUCUCGACUACGACUACAACGAGCUGGAGCCUGUUAUUUCGGCCAAAAUUAUGAAGCUGCACCACGACAAGCACCAUGCAACCUAUGUCGCCAACCUGAACGUUGCUGAGGAGAAGUUCCUCGCCGCACAGGCCAAAAACGACAUUGCCGGCCAAGUGGCUCUGCAUUCGGCUAUUAACUUUAACGGUGGUGGCCACGUCAACCAUACGAUCUUCUGGAAAAACCUUAUUGGCGAGAAAAACGGCGGCGGCCAGUUGCAUGAGAGUGCUCUGAAGCAAAAGAUCAUCGAGCAGUAUGGGUCGUUGGACCAGCUGACGCAGGUGGUUAACGGAAAGACAGCGGGCAUUUUCGGAUCCGGAUGGGGAUGGCUGACGCUCAACCCCAAGGGCCAGCUGGACGUCAUUACGACGGCCAACCAGGACAUGCCCUCGUCAGUCGGGCACGUCCCCCUGCUUGGUGUAGAUGCCUGGGAGCACGCAUAUUACCUAGAUUACAACAACGUCAAGGUCGAUUACUUUAAGAACAUCUGGCGUGUCAUCAACUGGAAGGACGUGGCCAAACGCUACGACGAUGCCGUGUCCCAGAUCAAGAACUAG